AUGUAUUGCUGUGUCCCGUUAUGUGACACAUCCUCGAGGUUUAAUUCGGUGGUUAGUUUCCAUACUUUCCCUUUGGACAAGGAAACAAGUAAAAAAUGGAUUCACUAUAUCCGACGUGAGGAUUUUAAUAUCACUCCUAACACAAGAGUCUGCAGUCGUCACUUCAAGAGUGAUGAUUUGAUCGAGCCAUCGACUCCCACAGGACGCCGGCUACUGAAGAAAGGUGCAGUGCCCACUUUGUUUGAGUGGAACAAGUACUCCACUUCUGCACCAAGGCGCACCGGGGCAUGGCAGAGGAGAGAAGUUUCCCCUCCACUGAACGAAGAUCCUGUGCCUGUGGACCUCCAGCAUGAGGAGCAUGAUUAUUGUUCAUUUCCCGUUCCUGCGGCUGUCGAUCUUUCUUUAGAUCAGACUGAAGAUCUCCGAAAGGAAGUGGAACAACUGAGGAAACAGGUGGAAGAACUGUCUGUCCGUCACAGAUUUUGCUUGGGCAGAUUUGCUGCAUCAGACGAUGACAUACGGUUCUACACUAGGUUUGUGACGUACAAUCACUUGAUGGCGUUCUGGAGACUCAUUGAACCUGCAUCCCACAACAUGGUUCGUGUGACCAGAGCAAGGGCAGCUACAACUAGGAGUUAUUCUCCUAGUUGCAAUACAGGGCUGCCUACACAAAACCUGCAUGGGCCCAAUGGUGCAAAAGCUGCUCUGGGCUGGCCCACACUGGGCCAUCAUGGGAAUAAUGUGGGCAGUCCGCUAGUGAGGGCUGCUCACAGAGAGCCCACGAAGAACGGACCGCUACUGAAGAUGGAAGUCGUCGCCCGCACCAGCCUGCCGCCGCUGAUUCCGGGACGCCGCCGUCUGCGGCUGGUCCCGCCCCGCUGGGCAAAGUUCAGGCCGGUUCGGCUGCCAAGCCCACACCGAUCGCGGUAA
This is a messenger RNA of Onychostoma macrolepis, 930 nucleotides long. RefSeq lists its product as uncharacterized. Gene Ontology annotation, molecular function: sequence-specific DNA binding. The coding region runs from base 1 to 930 and encodes 309 amino acids. The record is from RefSeq and is a predicted model, not a curated record. The transcript has 4 exons. NCBI's taxonomy places the organism in Eukaryota, Metazoa, Chordata, Actinopteri, Cypriniformes, Cyprinidae.